GCGAAAUCGAGGCAGUGUAAACAGUGCUUGAGGAACAUGAAAAGAUCGGAUGACAGUGAGAGGGAAAAGAGGAGAAAGAGACGUCGGCUGCUGCAGGAGUUGGGGGAGCAGCGGAUUCCCUUCCUCUCGCCCACUGACCCCGGCUUCCAACAGCUAUGGGACGCCAGCUAUUCGGGCCUGGCACUGCGGCAGGCUGGGGCGCUACCCGAGGGCCUCCACGAGCGCGUGCAGUCAGCGUUAACCACCUUGCGGCGCCGCGGCUGCCUCCUGAGGGACCUGGUACGUGUCCGGGACCGGGACGUGUUCACAGCCGUGUCCCGAGCUCUGGUGGGCCAGCCGGGAUGCACCUACCGCUACCUGGACACUCGCCUCUUCACCAUCCCCUGGCACUGCGAGGAAGACGAGGGGCAGACGCAGACCGGGGGUCCAGGCGAGAAGGCCUGCUGCGACCCGGACCUGAGGAGCGCCUGCAAGGCUCUAUGGGAGCUGAAUCAGUUCUUCUGCACGGACAUCCAGCAGUACAAGAACGCCCGCGGCCUCAAACGCAAACACAGUGAGUCUGAAAACAGCGGCAGCCAGGAGGUCUCCAAAGAGGAGAGCGGCAGCGAGAAAGCAGAGAAGGACCAAAUGCUGGAGGAAAAAGGUGAGCGGUUGGAGAAAGAGGAGCGAAAGGAAGGCGAAGAAGAUUCGGACAGCGGUCAGGGUUGCUCUCACUCCUCUCCUUCACAACCCUCACCUUCCAGCCCGGUCCACUUUAACAUCACACUCAUUAACUACAUGGACCCAACCAGUAUGACCCAGUUGAAGGAGGAGCCCUACUACGGUAUGGGCAAGAUGGCAGUGGGUUGGCAUCACGACGAAAACCUGGUGCCGCUCUCGCCCGUGGCUGUCUACAGCUACAGCUGUCCGGGAGAGACCAAAUCUGAAGUAGGUAAAGCUGCAGAGGAGAAAGAAGGGAAGACCUCAAAUGAAGGAAAAAAGGAGGAUGAAGAAGGAGCGAGCCGAGUGAAGGAGGAGGCAGGGGGGGAUGAAGGGACGAGUAAAGAAGAAGCAGAGAAAGAGAAGACAUGCUGGCGUGUGGGACUGAAGGUGGCCUGGGACAUCCACACACCUGGGCUGGCCCUCCCGCUGCAGUCUGGAGACUGCUAUUACAUGACAGAUGAUCUGAACAGGACACACCAGCAUUGUGUACUGGCAGGAGACACAGCGAGAUUCAGCUCAACCCACAGAGUCGCUCAGUGUUCAACAGGCACCUUGGAGUACAUUCAGAAACGCUGUUCUGAAGCUCUGGAGAACAUACACACAGACCCAGAGACUGGCACCAAGAGUCUUCGCUCUCUACUUCCUGCUACCCUACAGCACAUAGAAGACAUCCACAAUGAGGUGGAGUUUGAAUGGCUGAGGCAGUAUUGGUUCCAGGGCCGGCGCUAUGCUCGGUUCUGCAGCUGGUGGAGCAAACCCAUGGAGGGCCUGGAGACGGACUGGAAGGAGAUGGAGAGGAUGACUCAGCUGCUGCUGGCGGUGGUGGAGGAUGAGAACAGUGUUCAGGAGAACAGAAGAGACAUGGCGGAGACUCUGCUGAACGCUCUGACCGACAGACAACAACACAGACAGACCUGGAGGGACAGAUGCCAGUCAAGCCUGGCGCAGACUUUACCCCCCGAGGAGGCGCCGGUGGACCGACCGCACUGGAGCAGUGAUGACCCCGACAUGCCCUUGUCCUUUGACCUCUCUGACAUCAUCAGCCGUGUGGAGUCACUCCUCUGGAGGAUGUAAAGAUUUUGAAGAACAGAGAACGAGAGAAAGAGAAAAGCGACAGAGUAAAAGAAAAAAAGUGGAAGAAGGUACCACAGAGGACAUGAAGGCCGCAGGUGACGAAAGAGCAGCAGUGCUGACCUGGUCUAUUUCUCCCUCACCUGAGGACUCACACACACUCACACUCAUUCACACACUUAAACACACUUACACACACACACACACUCUAUUACUCACUCACUCAUCCACUCUCAAACACACACACACACAAACAAACACAGGCUAACCCACACUGCCCCAAACCCCCUGCCUCAGACUCCACCACCAAGGAUGGACAGAUGAAAAGAAGGAAGGAUGGAUGAAUAGAUGGAUGAAUAGAAGGAUGGACGAGACUAUUGUUCUUUUUUUUUUUUCAAUCUAUUUCGGCACUUCUUUCAACGCCCUACGAGUCUAUAGUGUUAUAAUGGAAUCUCGCAUUUAAACAUUUCAGCAGUAGCAUCCAGUAACUAGCAUCUGGCUGUGUGUGUGUGUGUCUGUUUUUCUUUCUUUCUUUCUUUUUUUCACUUUACCUUUUUCAUUUUUUAACGCCUCUUUUCCAUAAGAAGCCUCGUCUAACACACAUCACAUAUAUAGGCUAUACACAGCGCGCUUUAAAAUGCACUUCUUCCUCUACUUCCUGUUCUUCUACUGCCUCUUCUUAUUCGCUACCUGUCUGCUGGUCUUUUUGCGACAAAGCAACGGACUGUAUCCUAGCAACCUGGUUGAUAUGAGGUCACGGGGCGAGCCUUGUGAUGUCAUUAGGGGUCAUGGCGUGUGCUGUAGUCUAUAGUCCUGCGCGUCAGUCAGUAUUGUCUGUCAGUAUUGUGCUGUGUGUUUGCUCUUGUGCCUGGACGUUUGCCCUGUGAUUGUGUGAGCGGAAGUGUGUGUAAGCGGAAGUAUGUGUGUGUGUGUGUGCGUGCACACACACUCGAAAAAAUAAAGCAGCUUCAGUUGGUUCUUUAAGCCACACAAAGCUCAUUUCAUUAAUUUUUUUUAAAAUGCCAAAAAUUUACUAAUAUUAACAAAUUGCAAACCAAAAACUACAGUAUUACAUCACUUCCUGUGUGCUACCUUUGUAAUAGUCCCCAGAAAAUGUUCAAUAUUUUCAGCAAAUCUAGAAAAUGAUUUCCUACAGUGUGAACAGCCCCUUUAAUUGAUGUCACAGAUUAACCACUUUUUUCUUUUGAAGCAGCUUUAUUUUGACGUGUGUGUAUGUGUGUGUGUGUGUUUGUUUGUGUGGGUGUAUUUAGUGUGCUGUUUAGUGUCACCGAUUUUACCUCAGUGUGUAUGUGUGUGUGUGUGUGGGUGUGUGAGAACUGGAAGAUUUGUAUCUUUAUUGUUGGCCUAUGUUCAAGUUCGUUGAAGUGUGUGUGUGCGUGUGUGGGCGUGCACGUGUGUGUGUAUGUGCGUGUGCAUGUGUGUGUGUGUGCUUGUGCGUGUGUGUGUGCGCUUGCGUGGAAGCCUGUGUAUACUUAUAAGAACUGGAAGUUGUAAUUUUCUGAAUUUUUUUCUGAUUGCUGAUAUUCUGAUUGGACGUAGUUGAUAUUGUAUCUGUGCUUGUGUGUGUGUGUGUGUGUGUGUAAAUGUUUAACUGUGUGUGACUGAAAAUUAAAUGUUUGAUUGUGUGUGUGUGUAAAUGUUUAACUGUGUGUGACUGUAAAUGUUUGACUGUGUGUGACUGCAGUUGUGUGACCAAUUGUGUGACUGUAAAGGUUUGACUGUGCAUGACUGUUAAAGAUGACGGAAGUUGUGUGAGCAAUUGUGUAACUAAAAAGGUUUGCCUGUGUAUGAAGGUAAAUGUUUGAUUGUGUCUGUUUGUAAAGGUCUGACUGUUUCUGACUGUAAAUGUUUGACUGUUUCUGACUGUAAAUGUUAGACUGUGUGACUGUAAAGCUUUGACUGUGUGUGACUUUAAAGCUUUGACUGUGUGUGACUGUAAAGGUUUGACUGUGCAUGACUGAAGUUGUGUGAGCAUUUGUGUAACUGAAAAGGUUUGACUGUGUAUGUGUGAGGGAACUUGACUAUGAAUUUGAGAUUGUGUGACUGUGCCAAUGUGUGACUGUAAAUGUGUGCCUGUGGAAAUUUGACUGUGCGAUUGUGCAUUGAUCUGUGUGACAGCAUGUGUGUGUGAGUGUGUAGAAAUGUAGUACUGUGUGUGUGUGGGUGUGUGUCUGUCCUCUCCAGCUGAGUAGUGUUACUAGGCAGCUCAAACUGAACCUUUCACUUCCUGCUUUUGCUAAACUCCAACAGCUGAUUGGCUCCUAACGCCUCAGUAUAUGAACCCCCCCCCCCCCCCCCCAAACUAUCUCUGCCCUGCUGCCGGCUACGGAAGGAACACACAAUCAUCUCUAAACAACUGAAAUAACGAGGGAUGAAAUGCACUAAACCACAGAGAAUGGAGUGAAGGAUGGAGAUCCUGGAGGACUGAACCUCCCGUAGAGGAGUGAAGCACAAGGGAAAAAAGCACUAGAACAUCGAAAAACGAGUGAAGAAGGAAAAAAGGAUGAUUGUUGAAGCCAAGCAGCCUUCUUUUUGUUGACCUUUUUUUUCUAUGUCGUCAGUGUUACAGUAGAAGAUCUGUAUUAUGAUAUUCAAUUCAGAUGCUAAGAGAUGUGUUUUAUACUUUUGAGGUUUUAGAGAUGUCGAUGGUUGCCAAAUAUUGUGUUACCUUGCUGUGUAAAUGCUGUAUUGUUUGUAUCUAUUUUUAUUUUUAACAGUGUUUAUUUUAUUUCUCUCUUUCUCUCUCUGCGUUGUUCUUUCUUUGGCGCUCAAAGCCUAUUGCGUUUCUGAAAGCAUUGUGUGUGCAAAGCACUAGCUAUGAUAGAAAAUAAAAGAAGAUGCUGUUUUAUCUUUGA
Molecule: messenger RNA, 4649 nt
Organism: Astyanax mexicanus (Mexican tetra)
Lineage: Eukaryota; Metazoa; Chordata; Actinopteri; Characiformes; Acestrorhamphidae
Gene: fto
Product: FTO alpha-ketoglutarate dependent dioxygenase
Exons: 10
Coding region: 37-1776 (579 amino acids)
Biological process (GO): DNA alkylation repair; RNA repair; regulation of multicellular organism growth
Molecular function (GO): ferrous iron binding; broad specificity oxidative DNA demethylase activity; mRNA N6-methyladenosine dioxygenase activity
Source: RefSeq, a predicted model, not a curated record